Molecule: messenger RNA, 1098 nt
Organism: Teleopsis dalmanni
Lineage: Eukaryota; Metazoa; Arthropoda; Insecta; Diptera; Diopsidae
Exons: 5
Coding region: 143-736 (197 amino acids)
Cellular component (GO): extracellular region
Molecular function (GO): chitin binding
Source: RefSeq, a predicted model, not a curated record
GUUGUUGUUUGUGCUGAGAUUGCGAUUUUCCAUUAAAAGUGCAUUUAAUUGUGUUAAAUUAUAGCAGCUAUAACAAAUUUAUUUAAUUUCCUUAAUUACUUCGGUGCAAGGAGCACAAAACAUUGCAUAUAAUUAAUUCGACAUGUUGCGGCAUAGGAUAUCAUUUUUAUUAUUCAUAAUUUUGGGUUAUUUACUUAUAACAGACUGUCGCGAAACGAUACGCUCAAAACGUGCAAAGCGGCCACGUGCCCCAGAGCCAGUGAAUUUCGAACCUGAACCUCAACAAGAUUUAGAAAAUGAUGACAAUAACAGUCAAGAAAAAAAUAUACCAGAAAUACCGACUAAUUUUCUUAGUCCAUCAGUACGAGAGUAUUUAGAACUUGGAAAAUCAAUACCUGGUCGACCUGGAGUAGAUUAUCCAGUGCUCUCUGCCAUACCUUAUACGAAUUUCUAUUGUGACGAACAACCCUAUCCUGGAUUUUUUGCUGAUAUGGAAACAAGAUGUCAAGGUUGGCAUUACUGUGAUAUUGAUGGACGGCAGGCUUCCUUUCUAUGUCCAAAUGGUACACAAUUUUCGCAGGCUGUUUUUGUUUGUGAUUGGUGGUUUAACGUGCGCUGCGAUUUGUCACCACGUCUUUACGCCAUCAAUGCCAGAUUGUACCAACGUCCAAAAGUAAACCCAACAAGACCACAUCGUGUAAUUACAAAGCAAUUGGUGGAUGACAUUUUCAAUUAAUACCAGUAUGAAGAUUUUGAUUACGAACAGAUAUGAAAAAAAAACAACGAUUCGGAAUAAUAAACAAUAAUUUUAAUGAAAUAACAAGAAAUGAAAGCGACAUUCUAUAAAACUACACAACUUAAGAGAAACGGAGAGAAGAGCUGCAAUGGGUUUAAAAGUAUAUAAAUGUAUUAUAAUUUAGGAAUUAGUAUUUAAAGUAGUUUUUGUAAAUAUUUAUAAGCUUAUUUAAUCUGGUGCAAAAAAAGAUGUACAUAAACUUAUAACUGCAUCAUUAACUCUUUUAAAUUAGUUAACAAUUAAAAACAAUAUGGAAGAUAUAAAACGGCACAAAACUAUGAUUAAUAUAUUAAAAAGUGUAU